UCAGUGGACUGUAACCAAACUUCUUUUCUUUUUGGGUCCAUACUGUAACCAACUCUGUUUCUCAUAAAACCUAUUACUACCAAUUCCAUUCUCUCUCUCCCUGACUCACUUCCCCUGUGCAGAUUUUCCUCAAUUAGUUUACUUUCAGAGAUGGAUUUAUUAACUGCAAUACUGAGGGCUUCAAUGGCUUCAUUCUACUUUGUUCUCAUAUGCUUCUGUGCUCUGCUACUGAGAAUCUUUAUGGGUAAGUCACUGAAGCACCCUCAGUACCCUCCUGUAAUGGGCACUGUCUUCCACCAGCUACUCUAUUUCAACCGCCUCUAUGAUUACUACACCAAUAUCGCCCGUAAGCAUCCUACCUUCCGGCUACUCGCUCCCACCCAGAGCAAUCUCUACACUAUGGACCCUCAAAACAUUGAAUACAUCGUCAAAACCAACUUUAACAAAUACAGCAAGGGAUCCCACUUCCAUGAAAUACUAGAAGACCUCUUUGGUGAUGGUAUCUUUAAUGUUGAUGGUGAUGAAUGGCGUGAACAGAGGAAGAUUGCGAGUUUCGAGUUCUCUACCAGAGUCCUCAGGGAUUUUAGCUGUGCUGUGUUCAGAAGUAAAGCUGCCAAAUUGGCUGAGACCAUUUUGAGAUUUGCAGCCAUGAAUCAGACAUUUGACAUCCAAGACUUGUUAAUGAGAUGCUCUCUGGAUUCUAUAUUCAAAGUUGGGUUUGGGGUGGACUUGAAUUGCUUGGAGGGUUCAAGUGAAGAGGGGAGAGCAUUCACCAAGGCUUUUGAUGAUUCAAAUCGACAUUUAUGCUUGCGCUUUGUUGAUCCUUUUUGGAAGCUGAGAAGGAUUCUUAAUUUGGGGUCUGAAGGUGCUCUUAAGAAGAACAUAAAGAUCAUGGAUGAUUUUGUGCUUGGAGUUAUCAGCAACAGGAGGAAACAGAUGUUUGAGCUACAAAGCUAUAAUGACAAGGAGGACAUACUUUCAAGGUUUCUGGUGGAGAGCAAGAGAGACCCACAGAGGAUAACUGAUCAGUAUCUCAAGGACAUAAUUCUGAAUUUCAUGCUCGCCGGAAAAGAUACUAGUGCAGGGACACUCUCCUGGUUCCUCUACCUGCUCUGCAAGCACCCUCUGAUACAAGAAAAAGUUGCAGAAGAAGUAAGAGAAGUCAUCGAUUGUAAGGAGAAUGGAACUAACAUCAACGAUUUCGUGGAGUGGUUAACUGAUACAGCAUUACAGAAAAUGCAUUAUCUCCAUGCAGCCCUAACAGAGACUUUGAGGCUAUACCCUGCCCUCCCUGGGGAUGGGAGGUGUGCAGACACAGAUGAUGUUCUCCCUGAUGGUUUCAGAGUGAAGAAAGGAGAUGGUGUGUUCUACUUGGCCUAUGUUAUGGGCAGGAUGACUUACAUAUGGGGUGAGGAUGCUGAGGACUUCCGACCGGAGAGAUGGCUUGACAAUGGAGUUUUCCGGCCAGAAUCACCUUUCAAAUUUGUGGCAUUUCAUGCCGGCCCUCGAAUCUGUUUGGGGAAGGACUUUGCGUAUCGACAGAUGAAGAUAGUUGCUAUGGUCCUUCUUCGCUUCUUUCGGUUCAGAUUUGCAGAUGAAACGAAACAAGUAACAUACAAAACCAUGCUCACACUUCACAUUGAUGGUGGCCUCCAUCUUACCACAAUUCCUAGAGUUGUGUUUGACAAAUUCUGAUCUAUGAAGGACAAUUGUGAUCAAGGAACAAAUUAUAGACUUAUUUCUAUUUCAACAA
This is a messenger RNA of Macadamia integrifolia, 1753 nucleotides long. Its product is annotated as cytochrome P450 704C1-like. The record is from RefSeq and is a predicted model, not a curated record. Bases 151 to 1695 code for a protein of 514 amino acids. NCBI's taxonomy places the organism in Eukaryota, Viridiplantae, Streptophyta, Magnoliopsida, Proteales, Proteaceae. The transcript is spliced from 5 exons. Gene Ontology annotation, molecular function: oxidoreductase activity, acting on paired donors, with incorporation or reduction of molecular oxygen; iron ion binding; monooxygenase activity.